GGACGCGCUAGCAGCGUUAGCUCUGUGGAUGUGUGAUGGCAGCUUGAAGACGGUGGUGUGGUCGUAUCUCAGCUAAAUAUUCCAGCUGUAACGAAGCAGCGAUGUCUUCUCUUCAGUAUUUUAUUGAGUUCGUCAACCAGCGACUAACUGCUGCUGUGGAAGAAAUAUUCGAAGUCUUUGAAAAAAUCAUCGUCGAGUCCGAGGAAGAGGUCGGUCGCCUGCAGAGACUGCUGGAUAUCGCUCUGAAACCUGAAAUAAAGUUACACAGGACAGAGCUCCCACAGCAACAUGUCUGUCAGGAGGAGGAGGUUCUCAGUGACCAGCAGCUCUGGAACCAGGAGAGGAACUCCAGUCUGGACCAGGACGACCCAGAACCACCAAAGGUUACAGAGGAACAGGAGGAAACCUGCACCAGUCAGGAGGGAGAGCAGCUUGUACUGAAGCUGGAGACUGAUACCUUUAUGUUGACUCCUGAUCAUGAGGAAAGUGACCACAGUGAACCAGAACCAGACAGUGACCACCAGCUCCUCUCUCACACCUCGCCUGUAGCUGAGAGCCAAGAUCAGACAGGAAGUCAACAUGUGGACUCAAGAUCAACUGCAGAUGCACAGUCAAAGACUAAGUCUAAAACUCACACAGAUGAAAAGUCUUUCAAAUGUGACACUUGUGGAAAAGCGUUUAAGACUAAAUCUCCAUGGUAUAGACAUCUGAGAAUCCACAGAGGUGGUAAACCAUUUAUUUGCAUUACCUGUAAGAAAGGUUUCUGGUUUCGAGGUGCUUUGUUGGACCAUAUGAUUACACACACAGGUGAGAAACCAUAUCCAUGCAAAACCUGUGGUAAACGUCUCAGAAGUAGAGCAGGCUUGUUAACUCACAUGAAAACUCACACAGGUGAGAAGCCAUAUUCAUGCAAAACAUGUGGGAAGAUUUUCAGAUCUAGAUCAGGUUUGUCACUUCACAUAAGAACUCACACAGGUGAGAAGCCGUAUCCCUGCAACACGUGUGGGAAAAGAUUUAGUGACAUUUCAGCAUUCAGAAGACAUAUGAGAGUGCACACAGGUGAGAAACCAUAUUCUUGUGAAACAUGUGGGCGGUGUUUUGUCACCAGUGGGGUCUUGAAAGUCCACAUAAGAACUCACACAGGUGAGAAGCCAUUUUCAUGCAAAACAUGUGGGAAGUGUUCCACAACUAGAUCAGGUUUGUUGUCCCACAUAAAAACUCACACAGGUUAGAAGCCGUACCCCUGCAACACCUGUGGGAAAACAUUCAUUCGGUCAUCGAAUUUGUAAAAUCAUGCAAGAAUUCAUGCAGGUUACAUAAAUACAAGAGUUGUACAAAACACAUGAGAGUAUUUUCAUACUUAGUGUAUAAUUGAUGGCCCACAUGAGAGGAGCCCACGCUGGCGGAGGCCAUAUCACUGCAACACUUGAGCGAAAGCACAUAAGAUCACAUACUACUAGGAGAGCAUUUAUAUGUCGUGCUUUGUGGAGAAAACACACAUGAACUGACGGAAGUGAAGAGCCAUAAAAUUGCAACCUUUGUGGUAAAGUUUUUGUCAGAGAAUCAGUUUACACAGGAAAAACCAUACAGAUAAAACUUCAGGUUAAGGAUAAAGUUCACAACUGAAUCAAGAUGACUUUUACAAUAGCUACAUCCCUGUAAUUGAAUUCAGACCUGUCAAACUUUAUGCAGAUUAUUUUGAUCAUCUGAUUUUUUAUUUUAUUUUUUUAAUCUUACAAUAUGAGACUCACAGUCCCACAUUUAUCUAUAAUGUCCAAAUAGAGAAUCUACCCCCACCUGAAGAUGUUAAUUACACUUAUAUCCAUGAUGAGAGAGAAUGACAGACACAAAUGGUCACAUCAAGCCGCAGGCUGCACAGCGCCGCGUGUUAAAAUAGAUCUCAGUUACCCGCAGAAUCACUUCCUCUUUGGGGAUUUCUGCCUACAAAAUUGAAGCGUAAGAAAGUUCUUUUUUUACAGUUCUUGUGAGCUGUUUCUGAAAAGUUCUGACAGGACGUUCCAAAGGUUCUGUUGAUUGUUUGACAGACCUCUGAAAUAGCAGAGGUUCAAUGUGUGAUAUUGUAACAACAGGGUGCCGUUACCACACCUCAGUAGUAAAUAUUACUUUUAUUAUUAUUUAUAUGAGUAAUUGAAAUGCAUAUAGUCAGUUAUUAAGGCAACAGGGUUAAUAAACACACAGGUGGGAUUUUAGUAAUGCAUUGUUUGUUAUUUGUAGUUGCGUGCGAGCGUGUUUGCAGGGAGGACGUGUGGCUGGUCACCUGUAAACGAGUGGACGAGGCAAGUGAGUUAUGAUUUAAUAGUAUUUGGUAAUUGAAAUUAAGAAUCACAUGCUAUGCUCACUGCACAGUACUGCACAGCGUACUUAUUAAUAAGUUCCAGGAGGGCAGUAUUAAAUUGCGGAAGUGGGCAGAGGGGAGGAUGUGUAUUUGUAUUGUCUGAAUGUAUUCAUGUGGGUGUGUAAAUAUUUCUAAAGAUUUACAUACAGAUUUUUUUUAUAUAUAUAUAUAUAUAAAUCUUACAUAUAGUACAUGUAGGUAUGUGUUUAAGUUACUCUGCAAUGGGACAUGCCAGCCUAAUAGGUGAACAGACACCCUUACUCUGUUCAUUCUGUUGGAUGACUUUUUGCACGGUGCCAUGUGAGAAAAUAAAGUUUUUCAUGCUGAAAACA
Molecule: messenger RNA, 2688 nt
Organism: Seriola aureovittata
Lineage: Eukaryota; Metazoa; Chordata; Actinopteri; Carangiformes; Carangidae
Product: oocyte zinc finger protein XlCOF6.1-like
Exons: 2
Coding region: 102-1232 (376 amino acids)
Biological process (GO): regulation of DNA-templated transcription
Molecular function (GO): DNA-binding transcription factor activity, RNA polymerase II-specific; RNA polymerase II cis-regulatory region sequence-specific DNA binding
Source: RefSeq, a predicted model, not a curated record